Molecule: messenger RNA, 2630 nt
Organism: Lampris incognitus (smalleye Pacific opah)
Lineage: Eukaryota; Metazoa; Chordata; Actinopteri; Lampriformes; Lampridae
Product: tandem C2 domains nuclear protein
Exons: 12
Coding region: 247-1668 (473 amino acids)
Cellular component (GO): nucleus
Source: RefSeq, a predicted model, not a curated record
GAGAGAGCUGUGUGGGAGGGAGGACUUCUCGGCAGGACACAUUAAGUUUGGUCUCUCUUGGUGACGACACCUGACGGAAAGGUUCGAGUCUUGACGAGUUCGCUAAGUCCACUGAGAUAGUUUCCAUCUCCUGGUUGAGGGUCUGAGCUCCUGGUCUGAGCUCCUGGUGGGUAGUGUUUCACCUGGCCGUGGAGCUGAAUGUGUGUUGUCUCUCAGACCGUUCACCACUGAAUCCCACUUGCUGCCAUGGAAUGCUUGAAAAACUGCUGCAAGAUUGUCCUGAAGAAGCGCAAGGAGCAAGAGACUCAAGAAGUGAUCAAGGUGAAGAUGCCUCCUGCCCCAGGACUGUCUCCAGCUGAUGGGAAGAGGACAGUCGGCGUGUCAGAAGACUACCUCCUCUCCAAACUCCCCUCCGAUGGGAGAGAAGUGCCGUUUGUCCUGCCCACCUUCAAGCCCUCAUAUAUCCAGCCCAGAGGCUCCCGCUUCCCCAAUUUACAGUCCGGCUUACAGAGCUCGGCUCGGAGCACGUAUGCGGAGAGGAAGGCAGAACUUUGUGGAACCUGCCACAUAAUCUACAACCCCCAGUCCAGCUUAUACCAUGCACAGAAGGCCCAGUACGUUUCCCCCGGUUCUGCCCGUCGUGACACGCUGAAAACUAGGAGCUUCAGCCCGCAAAGUCCAGAAUUCAGAUCCCAGCCUGCAGGGAAUCCAAGACUGAGCAGCUCCAUGUUUGACUUGUCCAGCCCUCAAAGCCACAUGCAGCGCUUCGACUCUAUGUCCAGCGUCCAGAGCAGUGCGUCCUCCAUGAUGAGCUCCAUUGAAAGCAGCCUCGACUCCAUCACCCUGUCUGGGGACGAGCGUGACUUGGGGAAGGUGUGUGUCCGAGUCAGCUACCAGGAGGCCCUGGAGCAGGUGUGGAUCACCCUGGUCAAGUGUUCAGACCUGAACGUCCCCGUGGAUGUCGGACAGCAGCAACAGAUUGGAUUUAAAGGAAUCAUAACCACGGGCAAGCCGAUACACUUCAAGAGCUCCAUCAAGGAGUGGUGUCAGGAUGUGGUCUUCAUGGAGACCUUUGUCUUCCCCUUGCAUCUGAAGCCGCUGCGCUGUAGUGCGCUGGUGUUGCGGCUACAGGCGCACACCCCGCGGAAGCGCACGGUGGCGGAGUGCGUCCUGUCCUUACGACAGCUGGGUCCUCAGGAGACGGAGCACUGGCUGGAUCUUGGAUUGUUGUCCAAAACCUCGGUGUGCCACUCUGAGCUGCAUUUAGCCACUUGCUUUCAGCCCGUCAACGGACGCAUCCAGCUCCAGGUCCUCACAGCCCAAAACCUUCCUGCAUCCUCCACACCACUCACCCAGGCCUUUUUCAUUCAGGCUGAGAUGCACCAGCUUGGACGAGUGGCAAUGAAAAAGAAGACCAGAGCGCUGAAGGCCACGGGGGGUCAGUGCCAGUGGGUGGAGACUUUCCAUUUCCUCCUGCCAGCCUUAGACCACGCCUCCUCGCUGUUAGUCAAACUCUACAGUCGCAGCUCUGUCAGGAGAAAACAGUGUCUUGGACAGGUUCAGCUUGGAUUUGAUAGCCCUGUGCUUGAGGCUGUGGAGCAGUGGAGGGAUACCAUGGCUCACCCUGAGAAAAUCGUGGCCAGAUGGCACCGGCUGAGCGGCUCCUAAAUGAACCCCCGGAAAACCGCCCCCUCGUCGAGAGAGGUUCUUCCACAAGUCAACUUAAUGCACUUCUGUGUCAGGUCACACCGGGCCUGCUUUCUAGUUGGCUGGGCCGAGUCCUCUAUGGCUAGAAGCUGUAGGCCGGUCAUGCCCGGUGAAAGGGAUGUGUAACGUACUGUACAUUCCCUGCUUCUGCCAGGAUACCGAAUGGAUUUCCGUUAAGUUAGAUGAGAUGAUCAUUUUUAUCACUAGUAGUGUAGGUAGUGUUGAACACAUGAGCUGAAACAGCUUUUUAUGUAUUUUUUGUGUGUUUCAGUAGAUGUGACACUUGAAGAAACCAGCGGGACAUACAGUAGUAGUUAAACCAACAAAAGUGUAGAUGUAUGGGGCGUCCGGGUAGCAUAGCGGUCUAUUCCAUUGCCUACCAACGAGGGGAUCCCGGUUCGAAUCCCCGUGUUACCUCCAGCUUGGUCGGGCGUCCCUACAGACACAACUGGCCGUGUCUGAGGGCGGCGAGCCGGAUGUGGGUAUGCAUCCUGGUCGCUGCACUAGCGCCUCCUCUGGUCGGUCAGGGCGCCUGAUUGGGAGGGAGGAGGAAACUGGGGGGGAAUAGCGUGAUCCUCCCACGCGCUACGUCCCCCUGGCGAAACUCCUCACUGUCAGGUGAAAAGAAGCAGCUGGCGACUCCACGUGUAUGGGAGGAGGCGUGUGGUAGUCUGCAGCCCUCCCCGGAUCGACAGAGGGGGCGGAGCAGCGACCGGGACGGCUCAGAAGAGUGGGGUAAUUGGCUAAGUACAAUUGGGAGGAAAAUGGGGAACCCCCCCCCCCAAAAAAAAAGUGUAGAUCUAUAUAUAGUGUUUUGCUGUAUAUAUUAUUUUGGUUUUUAUCUGUAGCAUUGUGUACACUAUAGCUUUUGUGCCAUAAUUGUUACUUGUCUGAAUUAAAAAUCGUAGGGCCAGUGUAGUAAA